AUGGAGAACAGCUGUCAAUCACUGCCACCCUUCUCACAACCCACUACUCUCGGAGGGUCCCUGCCAUUCUCCUCCUCACCUCAGCAGACCUCCUCAAAUGUCUCACUCCCUCUAUCACCCAUCUCCUUCCCCCUGUCCCCCAUCUCACUUUCUCCAGCAACAGCGGAGUCUCUUCACUCGUCCUCUCCCCUUUCACACUGGGCUGCAUCUCAUUGUCUCACUGAAGGACAAAGCGUUGGGCAGGAAAGUAUACCUGACCAGAAUGACCUGACCUGUCUCAGCUGGCUGCACCAGAGAGGCAACCUUCUUCCUCUGCAGCCUCUUGCCAAAAUGACUUCACUGCCACAGCAGGAGCCCUGCACACCUGCACAGGUUCUUCACCCUCCUGCGUCCUCCAAACCUCCAUACUCCUUCAGCAGUUUGAUUUUCAUGGCAAUAGAAGAUUCUCCACACAAAAGGCUUCCAGUGAAGGAGAUCUACAACUGGAUUGUGAAUAAUUUCUCCUAUUACAGGACAGCUACAGGGGGCUGGAGGAACUCUGUGAGACACAACCUGUCCCUGAGCAAGAGCUUCCGCCGCAUUCAGAGGGAUAAGAGCCAGGUGGGCACACAACUUUCAGUGGGGAAGGGGUCGCUGUGGUGUGUGUGUCCAGAGUAUCGACCGGCGCUCCUGGAGGUGCUGAGAAAGACUCAUAGUUAUCACAGCACCAACAGUAAUCUGAUCGACAAGCCUGCACUGUUAGAAGGAACUGGCUACGAGGCGCCUACAGUGUGCGAUUCCAUGGACUUUUCAGAUCCUCUUUCUCACACCAUGCUCCUCUCCACUUCCUAUCCCGAAAUCCUGACCACUGAUAAUCCAGCUUUCUCUGAAAAUGCACUGUGCCCUUUGACGCCAGACCACGAGGAACUGGUCACCAUGGAAUCGACUGAAUACCUGCAGGACGGGGUCAGUGAAGACAUGGAGAAAGACCCGCUGUCAGACAGUGGGUACAUUGAGUUACACUAUUAUCAGUCCGAUCAGUAUCAGUACCUGGUGCUGCCGAGCGACACCGAGCUGGACCUGGAGACUGUGGAGAUCCUGCAGCUCGAUGUCGAGGCUCAGGAGGCUGCCGGGUCACUGCUGGACCUGGCAGGAGGUGGAUAUUAA
Messenger RNA from Nematolebias whitei (Rio pearlfish), 1146 nucleotides. RefSeq names its product forkhead box protein N2. Gene Ontology annotation, molecular function: DNA-binding transcription factor activity; cis-regulatory region sequence-specific DNA binding. The record is from RefSeq and is a predicted model, not a curated record. Bases 1 to 1146 code for a protein of 381 amino acids. The transcript has 4 exons. Gene Ontology annotation, biological process: regulation of DNA-templated transcription. NCBI's taxonomy places the organism in Eukaryota, Metazoa, Chordata, Actinopteri, Cyprinodontiformes, Rivulidae. Gene Ontology annotation, cellular component: nucleus.